AUGUGAUGUGCUAUAUCAAUAUAUCACUCAUAUCAGUAUAAACACUACAUACUAGAAAAGCUUAUAAUAAUGUAUAGUUGAAGAAAUCUGCAAAAUUUUGUAAUAUUAGACAAGACACAUUCUUUUGGACUCGAGCUGCAAUCUUCAAGGUACAAGAGAAGUGGUUAUAUGAUGCUGCUGGGGCAAAGUAUAGUGGAAAGGCUAAGGCCCAUAGUGGGACCAAAGAAUUGGGAUUAUUGUGUGUGUUGGAAGAUGAGUGAAGAUCAGAGGUUUCUUGAGUGGAUGUGUUGCUGCUGUGCUGGCGCUACUGAUGGGGCCCACAAUUGCGACGAAGAGUUUCUUUACCCAGCUUGUUCUUCUUCUUCAUCUUCUUCUUUACCUUGCAGAGAUGUCAUAAAUCAGCAUCCCCGGACUAAAUCUUGCGAUUUACUGUCACUAUUGCCCACCUCCUUCAUUCUCGAUUCUGGGUACUAUCUGUAUCUUUUUUUUUUAUUUAAAUUCAAUCGCUUAAGAUUGAAAACUAAAAUCUCCAAUCGGGUACUAUCUAUACCUAUGUCUAUAUAUAUCUAUACCUAUAUCUAUAUUUAUAACUAUAUCUAUAUAUGAUUCAAAUUAGAAAGAAAUGUAAUGCCCAGUUUACCCAAGGUUAAUUUGACGAUACUACUGAAUCUACUGAAUUUUCUAUAAGGGUGUAUGCACAAGCAAUUGUAUCAAACCAACCAAAAUGGUUGAAUUUCUCACAGCUCUUAGAAUCAAAUGAUUCUAAUGAAAUAAUUGGGACCCGUGUGUUGAUCCCACAACCAGUUGGACUAAUUGAGCUAUUUACUGCAAAACUGGUGCCUGAAGAUCAACAAGUGAUAGACUUUGUCUCAGGUACAUGCAGCAUAUACUUGGAUCAGCAAGCAUGCAUGAUGAUGAACUCAAGUGGUGGCAUUCUAGCCAAUGGUCAUAAUAACGGAGGGGAUAAUGAUCAAAUGGACGAUCCUCACCAUCUCUUCUCGCCUUCCUCCUCAAAUCUAUCUUCUCUGCCUAUGAGUUUUCUCCCACAGAUGAGUAGUUCUAGCAUGUUAAUGCAGAACACGGGUGAAUUGAAUGGCUUCAGGAUGGAGAGUGGAUUAGAUAAUGAGAUGGAUGUGGUGGUGGUGCAGAAGCAAAUGAUGAUGGAGAAAAAAGAUGAAGGAGGACUUGAUGAUGAAUCAUCAUAUAACAGACAGGAAAAUGGUCAGUCACACUCCAUAUCCGAUAGUGAUCAGAAUGAGGAAGAAGAUGAUGGAAAGUACAGGAGGAGGAGUGGGAAGGGUAAUCAAUCCAAGAACCUUGUGGCUGAGAGGAAGAGAAGGAAGAAACUUAACGAAAGGCUCUACGCUCUUCGUGCCUUGGUCCCAAACAUUUCCAAGUUGGAUAGAGCUUCCAUACUCGGAGAUGCAAUAGAGUAUGUGAUGGAGUUGCAAAAGGAGGCAACAGAUCUUCAAAAUGAGCUAGAAUUGAACUCUGAUGAUGAUGAGGAAGCAGCAGGAGGUAGAAAGCGAAACAAUCUAAGCAGAACAGAAGACAGGAAUGGGAUUCCCCGGGUCCUGAAAUCUGAACGAGAAAAACUUUCUUCAGUUCUUGAAUCAGAGAAAACAGAUGACAAAGUCCAACAAAUGGAGCCUCAAGUGGAAGUAGCACAGCUGGAUGGGAGUGAGUUUCUGGUGAAGGUGUUCUGUGAACACAAGCCGGGUGGAUUUGUGAGGUUGAUGGAAGCUCUGGAUUCUCUAGGCCUGGAGGUCACAAAUGUGAACACCACACGACACACCUGUCUAGUGUCAAACAACUUCAAAGUUGAGAAAAGGGAUAGCGAACUGGUACAAGCGGAUCACGUUCGGGAGUCCCUAUUGGAGCUGACGCGAAGCACUGCUGGGAGAGGGUGGCCUUCGGAGAUGGGUAGAGAGGGUCUGGAGAGCAGCGAUCUCGGCGGCGGAAUGGAACAGAACCACCACCACCGGCAGCACCACCUCAACCACCAUCUUCACCACCAGCUCAACAAUUCCCACCACCUCCAUCACCUGCAUAACUAAACCAGAAGGGGCUGAAUGCCCAUUUCUGUACGACGAUGUCAUAACAAAGUUUGAACCAUAAUAAUUCCGACUUCCAAGCAACAUAUUGGAGUCUGGUUUAGCCAUUCAAAAAUUAAUCAUAUUAAGGCAAUUUUUCCAACUGCUCCGAUGAUUUCAUGAAGAAAAGAAAAUGAGAUAAAAUGAACAUUUUUUACCAUCCAACUUUAAAUUAAACGGCUUGUAAGAUGGAAAGAAUCAACCCUGCAGCACUCUGGAUCAAACUCAGUCCGCAUAAGACAUACUCCCUUUGUAUAAGUUGCUACUUUUCUUAUUUGGAAAGUUUUCAUUUCCUUAAAUUAACAGUGCAAAACAUUGUUAAAUAAUGUCGAAACAAUGUCAAAACAGUAAAAUUUAC
Messenger RNA from Cuscuta epithymum, 2451 nucleotides. The record is from the annotation of a GenBank genome assembly. Lineage: Eukaryota; Viridiplantae; Streptophyta; Magnoliopsida; Solanales; Convolvulaceae.